AAUAAGUAUUAUUCUGGUGAAUGCAUAAAAUAGUUUGCAGUGAUUGAGUACUGAAUUUUCAAGAACCAUGACAUCUGGCCAGUAAGUAAUGUUUUGUUUUGAAUUUUACACAGGACAAGUGAUAUGGCAAAAAAACAUUUUGACGCGCCAUCUACAGGCGAUAUCGUGCUAGUGCAGGAACAUAUUUGCUCACGUUCUAGUCUAUUAAUACUCAGAGCUCCAACAUGUGUCAGGUCAACAAUAUCUUGUGACAGGCAGCUCCGUUCUCGAAGGGAUAUGCGGUCGUUUUAUUAACAGAAAUAGCUAAUAUUUCGAGCAUUGCCUGUUAUAAAUACCAAACAAAUGUUUUAAGCAAAUUUAUCUUGAUUAUUGAAGUAUUGCCAGAAAAGGAGAAACUUGAAGAGCGUUCAAGGCGUACAACUCUAGUACACUUCUAAAUACAAAAGCUUUUGUUGGGAUGUCCCGGGACACCUUUGCCUUCACUUCUGCCUCUCUGCGCUCCUUAAGGCUGGAGCAGGAGCUGCAGGACUGGGAGGACGCCAGGCGGGCACUGGCACACAGGAGGGCUAUGACAAGACGUCCGUUACCUGCCGCCCCCAGACUCCGACAUGGAAACGAGAGGAUCCAGACAGUACGUGCUCCACCACCCCAAAUACAGUGCAGAGACCCAGCCAUCCAUAACAUCUUUAUGUGUGGAGAUAUGAAGAGAGUGUAUGCCGUCCUCAAAGACCCAGGCAUGGUGAAUGCACUGAUGGAGACCGUACAUGAGGAGACGGUGUGGGCCCCGGAAAUGGGAAUGUGGACUCUAACCUCAAAGGUAAAGCAGACGUCGGCACUGCGUCUGGCUGCCAGCAGGGGGCACUCCGGCUGCGUCGAGGAGCUGCUGUUUAGGGGAGCAGAGGUGGAUGCAGACCCAGGCGGCCGUGCAGCUUUACACGAUGCCUGUUCUGGAGGCCAUCACAUCUGUGUGCGCCUGCUCCUAGACCACGGGGCUGAUCCAGACCUGCUUGCUGUAGACGGCAAUGCCCCGUUGCACCUCUGUAAUGCAGCAGAAACAUAUCAGUGUGCUGAGCACUUGGUGACGGGUGGUGCACUGGUGAACGUGGCCCAGCGAGACUCAGGUCUCACCCCCCUUCACGUGGCCUGCAGGAGGGGACUGGAGGACCACGUGGAGCUCUUUCUGUCCUAUGGAGGGGACGUGACAGCUCGAAGCCAAGAGGGCGAGACACCCUUGAACGCAGCCUGCGCUGGGGCGGAGAGGCAUGCAGAUGCAGGGCGGUAUCUGCGUAUUGUCCAGAAGAUGCUAGCAGCCGGGGCUGAUGCACAGACUGCUGGGAGGAAGAUGCAUACGGCCCUGCAUAACGCCUGUGGAAACUGUUGCCCCCGCAUAGUUAAGCUGCUGCUGGAACAUGGGGCUCGUGCAGACGUUGCUAACUGUGCUGGAUACACACCCAUGGACUGCCUGUUACAGGUAAUAGAAGACUACCCAGCCCAGCAGCCAGAGGUUGUGGCGAAAUCUCUUCUUAACUAUGGAGCACAGCCACCCUCCCCUAGAAUGCUGAAACUCUGCCUGCCCUCUCCUGCCACUUUGGAGGUUAUGCUGAAUUGCUACCCGGCCAUCCCAGUGUGUGAGGAGUGGUUAGAGGACAUACCAGAGGAACUACUAAAGGAGCAUCAGUCUUUCUUCGAUGCGGUCAGACGGAUGAGCGGUCAGCUGCGCUCUCUUCAGCACCUCUGCCGUUGUGCGCUCCGCCGCCACCUAGGGUCACUGUGUCACUUCACAAUAGUCCAGCUCAACAUUCCCAGCUCUUUAAAAGAUGAUCUCCUGCUGCAUAAUGACGGACUGCUCCGUUGAGCUGCAUUUUUAGCCAAACAAAAAUAGCUGACUGGAAACAAUGGGUUGAACUUGUUUUGCACAAUAUUUAGCAUCUGUGAUAAAUAUAUGUUGUUAUAAAUUGAUGUCUGAUGGUUUCAGAUCUUUCUGGAUGUCUCUUGACAAUAGUAGUAAUGUGGAUUAUGGCCCCGGGCCAAAUGUGCUUUGGGGACUUUGACUGUCAGAGGCUUUGAACUGAGAGGACCACAGUGGCUCAACAGACAGACAUAAAGCGCUGCAAAUGUAAUGUUGAUACUGAUAGGUGGGUAGUGCUUUAAUAUGUGCCAGAAAAUGUAAAAAUAAAUUUUUAAUAUUCUCAAAAUGUGAAAUAAACAAAGAAAUGAAAAUGCA
Sinocyclocheilus grahami is the source of this 2224-nucleotide messenger RNA. RefSeq names its product ankyrin repeat and SOCS box protein 16-like. The coding region runs from base 458 to 1855 and encodes 465 amino acids. Lineage: Eukaryota; Metazoa; Chordata; Actinopteri; Cypriniformes; Cyprinidae. Gene Ontology annotation, molecular function: protein binding. The transcript has 7 exons. Gene Ontology annotation, biological process: positive regulation of protein catabolic process; intracellular signal transduction; protein ubiquitination. The record is from RefSeq and is a predicted model, not a curated record.